Akanthomyces muscarius is the source of this 2298-nucleotide messenger RNA. RefSeq lists its product as uncharacterized. The coding region runs from base 1 to 2298 and encodes 765 amino acids. The record is from RefSeq and is a predicted model, not a curated record. Gene Ontology annotation, molecular function: pseudouridylate synthase activity. NCBI's taxonomy places the organism in Eukaryota, Fungi, Ascomycota, Sordariomycetes, Hypocreales, Cordycipitaceae. The transcript has 5 exons.
AUGAAGACAACCAUCCUGCGCCUGGCACGGGCACAACGCCUUUGCGGCUCGCCUGCGUCCAGUCAAUUCGGCUCAAGAACUGGGCUGCGAUCUUUUUCGUCAUCCCCAGUCGCAGCUUCGGGCCUCCGAGAGCUUUUGUCUGUGUCAGAGGAAGUCGCGGAGGCCGUUGCGACAAACAAGCCCGUGGUGGCUCUUGAAUCCACCAUCUACACACAUGGCAUGCUAGGAAACGACCUGGCCAAGCAGCACCUCGACUUGGUGCGCAGCCACGGUGGUGUCCCUGCCGUCAUUGCAAUCGUCGAUGGACGUCCCAAGGCCUCUCGGAGAGACAUUGCAUAUCUGGUGGGAAUGGGUCUGAAUGGACGCAAGAUCCAUGGCGGUACGACCAUCGCUGGCACUAUGCUCCUGGCCAAAGCAGCUGGAAUCCGCAUCUUUGGCACUGGUGGUCUCGGUGGUGUUCAUCGUGGCGGCGAAAACACCAUGGAUAUCUCCGCCGAUCUGACAGAGCUAGGACGCACCCGAGUCGCCGUCAUUGGCAGUGGGUGCAAAGGCUUCCUCGACCUUGCCCGAACUCUCGAGUUCCUCGAGACGCACGGCUGCCUGGUGUCGACCUUUGCGGACGGGCGAGAGGGCAGUGUCGACUUUCCAGCCUUUUGGGCCCGGGAGAGCGGGAUCAAGAGCCCGUCCACUGUGUACACGGAAAAGGAGGCGGCUUCCAUUAUCUAUGCCCAAGAAAAGCUCGGCAUCGAAUCGGGCAUGUUUUUCGCCAACCCCAUCUCCGAAGAACACGGCAUUCCCGCGUCCGAGAUGCAAGCCGUCAUUGAACAGGCUGUCAGAGAAGCCAAUGAAAAGGGCUUCACCGGCAAUAACAACACACCCUAUAUCCUGGGCCGCCUCAGGGAGCUCACGUCUGAAAAGACUGUGGUUGCCAACAAAGCCCUCGUGCACUCCAACAUCAUCCGGGCCACCAAGGUUUCUGUGGAGCUGUCACGCCUGCUGUCGUCCAGCGCAAACCAGACCGGCAGCUCACCAUUGUUGCAUCAGCCCGUCUUUGCCAGUCCCCGCCCCACGGAAGCGAAAGCUAAGCCAGUACCCGUAGCGACCCCUACGUCAGAUAUCCUUGUUGCCGGAUCUGUGGCGGUUGACCUGGGCUGUGAUUUCUCGAGCCCCAAAUCAGGAGAUGUGUCGCCUCAGUCGCACGUGUCGAAUCCGUCUCGCAUUAGCCAGUCUAUCGGAGGCGUUGGCCGUAACGUGGCUGUGGCCGCCCACCUGGCCAGUGGGGGCUCUGGAGUCCAAUUCUGCAGCAUGGUGGGUGAUGACGUUGCUGGUCAAACUGUCCUCACCUCUCUGGAAACGUCCGGUCUAAGCACCUCAUCAAUCCUGAAACUCGACCACCAGACACAUCCAGAGGGACGUACCGCGCAAUAUGUUGCUAUUAAUGAUGGAAACAAAGAUUUAGUGCUUGCGAUGGCUGAUAUGAAUAUUUUUUCCAAGAAUUCAUUCUCGGAUCACUGGCGCUCUACAGUCGCCUCGUCAAAGCCAAAGUGGCUUGUGGUCGACGGCAACUGGGCUCCUCCAGAAAUUAGAAACUGGAUCAGAAGCGGUGGAGAGAAUGGUGUUAAAGUUGCGUUUGAGCCAGUCUCGGCAGAAAAGUCAAAGGGACUCUUCUGCCCUGAACGUGGCCUUCCGAGACUCAACCUGUAUCCUGAACCUAGCGUCAACCUGGCCUCUCCCAACACAUAUGAGCUCGCUGCAAUGCACUCCGAGGCCAAGGAGAACGGCUACUUCGAGACAAUGGAUUGGUUUGAAGUUAUCGAUGCCUUUGGAAUGAGAGGCGCUCGCGAUCGAUUCGUUCACCUUACUUCUGCAGAGCUUACCGACGCCGGCGUCCCUAUUCAAACCAUUCAGCUUCUUCCAUAUAUUCCAACCAUCCUAACCAAGCUGGGAUCCAAGGGCGUUCUCAUGACGGCCAUCUUGGGCAAAGAUGACCCCCGUCUGCGAGAUAGAGAUGAGGAGGAGUUCAUCUUGACUCGCUCGCCACCCCUGCACCCGGUAGUAGGCGGAGUUUACAUGCGCCUGUUCCCGCCUGUGGAGACUGUGAAAGAAAUUGUAUCUGUCAAUGGCGUUGGAGAUACAUUCCUUGGUGUAUUGAUUUCCGGGCUUGCACAGGGUGGCAGGGUUGACAAGCUGGUGGAUGUGGCCCAGCGUGGUGCUGUCUUGACGCUGAAGAGCACAGAAUCUGUCAGUCCCAAUUUAGGUGGCCUGGCAGAAGCAGUGCAAAAUGCAUCAAAACGGUGA